AAAAACUUCUUCGGUCGGACGCGAUGAAGGACGUCAACCUGCUCCUCAAGCAUAUCGAGACCGGCUGCCUAAGCGACCCUGAGGGUGUGCCGCUGUACUACCCGACGGGACAGAAUGCCGCGGGGAUCACGACUCAUCGCUGCGUGCGAGGCACCAACUGCACCGAGGGUUAUCACCGCUACCUUCGCAGGCUGCUGUCAUCGUACUGUGCAUCUCCUGCACUGGCCCAUUCUGUUCUCCUCGAGUUCAACUUCCGCUGGAACGUGAGGAUGGCUGUGAAGAACCGCGGCCUACCAAGGGAGGUUGGAGAGUUCUUCGACCAGUAUGAGAUUGAGAUCAUUCAACGUGACACCGCUAGCUGGUACCCAGACAAUCCCCUGUUUCCUGAAUGGGUGUCUGCGCUGGACGUAGCAGAUACUGGUGAGAGGAGCGACCUUUCUCAGAGCAUGUGGGGGCCUGCUAGUGGUGGUGACGCGCCGGGCGAUCUUGUUGACGAGCAAGCGUCGCCCCAACAUGCCAUACCCAUGCCAAAGCCCACGCAUUCUGCGAAAAAGUACGCCGAAAUGAUGAACAUCGGCAUGCCGUGCACGCCCGUUCACACUGGAGCAGAGAGGCGGAAGUUUACAUGCGAGAUGAACAGCUAUCUCUAUGUGCCGGGAGAGGCGAGGGGGAGGAGGCAGAUCUACGAAAGCAUUAACUUUGAUAGGUGGUCCCACGAAUGGAACAACCAUUGUGCCCAAAUCGAGAGUGGCGCCGUAGAGUGGGAGGCAGUGUACCGUAAAACCUCCCACCAGCUGGAGUCAUACUGCAAAAAUAAUGUAGUUAAACGCGCCAACAGUAGAGUGACGAUGAUGGCUGUACAAAGCAUGAAUAACUACCUGGGCGCGAGGCUGCAGGAAGGGGAAAGCGGUGAAAAUUUUGACGGAUUAGUCGGUACCAUGGCCCCUCCUCCUGUUCAGCGGAGUGUAGCCGGAGGGGGUGCUGCGGGUGCGGAAGGUUUGCCGGAAGCAGGGGUGCUGCGGGUGCGGAAGGAUUGCCGGAAAAUGUAGAGAUGGGUGGUGGAGGAGAUGAUGAUAUGGGGGAUGGUGAGGGUGACGGUGGAGGCAGGGAUGACGUAGGAGAAGCCCCACGUACGAAAGCCAGGGCAGGCACACGGGGGGCGCAGAUGUGCAGUACGUGCGGCCACCGCAGAC
Ectocarpus sp. CCAP 1310/34 is the source of this 1193-nucleotide messenger RNA. The record is from the annotation of a GenBank genome assembly. NCBI's taxonomy places the organism in Eukaryota, Phaeophyceae, Ectocarpales, Ectocarpaceae.